AGAGCCCACCGGUCUCUCUAUAUCACCGGAAACAUCCUCCACCGCGAUAUCUCGUCCAACAACAUUAUCAUUACGAGACCCGAGACGGCAGAUGGCUUCAACGGCAUGCUUAUCGACCUCGAUCUAGCCAAGGAGAGAGACAGCAGGCCGAGCGGAGCGCGACAUCUGACGGGUACGGUGCAGUUCAUGGCAGUCGAGGUCCUACGUAGGGUUGACCACACCUAUCGCCACGACCUAGAGUCCUUCUUCUACGUCUUGCUCUGGAUGUGUGCACGCCAGUCAUGGUAUAACGGGUUCAAGGGUGAAGGGAAGAAGAAGAAGCCUCGGGAGAGUCUGCUACGGAAGUGGGAGGUUGGGGGAUUGGAGGAGAUUGCCAUGACUAAGGAGGGUGCUAUGAGUGUGAAUGGUCUAGAAAGGAUCAUGGGCGAGUUUCCCGAGACGCUCGAUGUGGUGAAGCCCCUAUGCUUACGGAUUAGAUCAAUCCUAUUCAGUGACACAGCGAGGAUGGUUCUUGGGACCCCGUUGGGAGACCCUGACCAGCUCUACAGUCCCAUCAUAGAAGCCUACAAUGAUGUAAUCAGCAGGUUGUAG
Messenger RNA from Geosmithia morbida, 591 nucleotides. Its product is annotated as Protein kinase domain. The annotation marks the transcript as partial. Gene Ontology annotation, biological process: protein phosphorylation. The record is from RefSeq and is a predicted model, not a curated record. The transcript has a single exon. Lineage: Eukaryota; Fungi; Ascomycota; Sordariomycetes; Hypocreales; Bionectriaceae. Gene Ontology annotation, molecular function: ATP binding; protein kinase activity.